GUCAAUAUUCCACGCACGCUGCGCUGCUUACCUCUUUUUUUUUCCCUCUUUCAACUAGCGUCAUGAGUGGAGAAAAUUACAUUGGUUCAAAGAUUUCGCUGAUCAGUUUAAGCGAUAUUCGUUACGUGGGAAGACUUCACAGUAUCAAUGCACAGGACUCUACCGUAGGCCUCGAACAAGUACGCUCGUACGGCACCGAAGGUCGUCGUGGAAAACCGGAGGAAGAGAUUCCCCCAUCGGAUAAUGUGUUUGACUUUGUGGUAUUCCGUGGAUCGGAUAUCAAGGAUCUCCAAGUGUUUGAAGCACCUCCUAAACCGGCUCCCCCACCACCACCACAAACCAUGCCCCAAGACCCGGCCAUCAUGAGCAUGAAUGGCUAUCCUGCCAUGAAUCCUUAUAUGGCGCCUCCUCCGUCGUACUUGCAACAACAGCGUCCUCCUCCCUCCGCGGCGUACUGGCCGCAGCCUAUGCCCAACAUGUACCCACCUAACAUGAUGCCGCCGCCUCCCAUGGACAACCCGCUCGUCACUACGCCUCAAACUAAACCUGAAGCGCCCAAGAUGCCCGAAGAGGAACCGUUAACAGGGGUAAAAACCGAACCGGAAGAACCGAAAACUCAAUCCCUCAUUAGCGAAACCCAGAUUGAAGAACUGGCGAAAACCGUGAGUGAGAUGCAACUGCCUGCCGAGCAGGAAGUCGAAGUGGCAGCGACGCAAACGUCACCUUUGGAUGCUACCACCUCAGCCGGCGCAACCGGUCGUCGCCGCGGCGGCAGUGAAAGUAUGCGUGGUGGUCGUGGUGGUGGUCGUUAUCAUGAUCAGCGCACGGGAGGGACACGCAUGGGAGGUCACAAAAGCGACUUUAAUGUACCGAAAUCCGACUUUGAUUUCGAAUCGGCCAAUGCCAAGUUCAACAAGGAUGAGAUUGUCAAGGAAGUGGUUUCAAAGAAGGGCGAUGAGGAAACGACGACGCAUGCAGAGGCGGAAGAGGAGAUUUAUAUCCCUCCAGCAGACGAACAGUUCUACGACAAGACAUCGAGCUUCUUUGACAACAUCUCGUGCGAAUCCAAGGAACGUAGCGAGAAGGGAAUCAGCGAACCUCGACGAAGACAUUUCCAUGAAGAACGCAAAUUGAACAUGGAGACAUUUGGUCAGGCAUCUGUGGAUCAAUCCAGACAUCGCCACAACUACCGUGGUCGUGGUGGCUAUCGUGGCCGUGGAGGUUACUAUCGCGGCGGUAACCGUAACAACUACAACCAGAACAACAACUUCCGUCAGAACAGAGCGCCACAAUCGGUUCAAGAGCAAUAAUCAACAACCAGAAAGUAUUCAUCUACACCAUUUUUUUACGUCAAAUGGGAAUGGCGGUUUUGCAGUCAUGAAAUUGAAAAUGGAACAACAGCUCUCUUGAUUGUAUAAUCAUCGUGCAAGCCGUUUCUUUAUGUUUUUUGCCUUGAUUUCUUUUUGUUACUUGUCUGUUCUGUCUUUUCUUCUUAUCGGGCUUAGGUGAUGUUUUUACAGGGAAUCUUUUUUUCUUUUUCCUUUUUUUCUAUUCUUUUCAAACCCACCAUAUUCUUUAACACCAUUCCAAUUCUCAUUAACAAAAAUUGAACUUGUUUAAUUCUUUA
Messenger RNA from Radiomyces spectabilis, 1627 nucleotides. RefSeq names its product Scd6-like Sm domain-containing protein. Gene Ontology annotation, molecular function: mRNA binding. Lineage: Eukaryota; Fungi; Mucoromycota; Mucoromycetes; Mucorales; Radiomycetaceae. The record is from RefSeq and is a predicted model, not a curated record. The transcript has 7 exons. Bases 63 to 1310 code for a protein of 415 amino acids. Gene Ontology annotation, biological process: P-body assembly; cytoplasmic stress granule assembly. Gene Ontology annotation, cellular component: P-body.